AUGGAUUUACCUGCCACCAGGCCGGCCACUUCGGCUAGGCGCAAGAACACCUCCAAGGCCUGCGAUGAAUGCCGGCGCCGUAGAGCAAAGUGUGAUGGCCAGCGCCCGGUAUGCUCGCGCUGUCAAGUGCGGUCGUUGAGCUGCCAGUACCGGGUCGAGGAGGAUGGCCGCAGACCGGCUCCGAAAUCGUAUGUGGAAAUGCUACGAGGACGGAUGGAUCUGCUCGAAGGGAUUCUACGAUCUCAUUCGAUUGAUGUUGAUGCAUCUAUUGCUGCAUUACGCUCAACAAAAGACGAGGCUACCGCUCCUGCAUCUGGCGUCCCUGACGAUUCUGGUGUGGAGGAGCUAAGUGCAGCAUUUGAAGGUGCAUUCUCCCUAGAUGAGUCUAUUAACUAUGAUCAAGAUGGGGAGAUCCGCUACUAUGGCGCAACAAGUGGCCGUCUGGGUUUCCAGUCCCCGCGAGAGAGUGCGAACUGUACUUCCGCAUCAAACUCGUCGCACAGCCGCCCUUGCAAUAACCCUGCGAUGACUCGGAUGAAGUAUGAUAGCUUCUUGAAGACAAUGGGGCAGGAUUCGACCCCUGAAAAGCUCAAGGAACACCUCAUCACGCUGUAUUUCAAGUGGCAGCAACCAUGGUGCCAGGUCGUCAGUGAGCGAUUGUUUCGGGAAAGCGAGAAGAAUAGUGGCCGAUAUUCCAGCCCGCUGCUGUUGACGUGUAUACUUGCCCUUGGUUCCCGGUUUACCGACAGGCUGGAUGUCCGCUCCGACCCGGACGAUCCAAAUACCGCUGGGUCUGCAUUCAUAGAGAGGGCUGAGGUGCUGCUUCACUACGAUUUGAAGUGGCCCAGCCUAACGACCAUUCAAGCCUUGGGUAUCAUGAUAGAAAUAUAUACAAGCACUGGCCAAGAUGCGGCGUCGUGGCUUCAUCAAGGAAUGGCCAACCGGCUCGCGCUUGACAUGGGUCUUAACCUCGACGGCGAGACUCUGAUUGAAACACAGUGUAUAACCCUCGAGGAGAUCGAAUUAAGGCGACAGAUAUUCUGGGCUUUGUACUGUGACGACAAGCUUUCAGCUGCCUACACAGGCAGAGUCUGUACAAUGCUGGAAAUUCAACAUAAACUCAACCUGCCUUCAAUUCCAAGUCCGGGAAGUUCGGAUGCCAUCAAUCCUUACGUUCCCACUCUCCUCCUCCGAGCGCUAAUCCGCUUGUCGCAAAUAACAGAGAAGACAAUACUUGGGUUAUAUGCCCCGAACGCCAGCCAUCGCAAAUCCCCCGAUAUCCUGCCCUUUAUAGAAUCCCGCAUCCUCGAUCUUCAGACAUGGUAUUAUGACUUGCCAUCAGAGCUGCGUAUUGACCGGUCUUCAUCUGCAAAUACCCAGCCGCAGGUUUAUACACUUCUGAUGGUAUACCAUACCAACUACAUCCUGCUUCUAAGGCCCUUAACAUCUGGUCUGGCUCCUGAUGCACAUGGGAAGAUUGUUACCCUGGCACAAAAGGCCAGCUCAAUGAGUAUAAAGGCCGCAAAGCAAAUAUGCCUAAUAGGAAAAAAGUACCAACAAGUCUUUGGCUCCUUUCGUCAGAGUCCGGUUACUGCAACCCACUGCUCGCUUUCGGCUGCGGUGGUCCUGAUCCAUGCGGAACUCGUGCAGAGUGGACCUGAAUCCGGGACAAGUAAUUAUAGCGAUCUUCAGACAUUGUUGAAUAUUUUGGGAGAGCUUUCAAUCUCAUGGGAUAUUGCACGACGGAUACGUCGGAGUCUCAUAGAAACGUUGGAGAAGAAAUAUCCCGGUGUUUAUUCUCACGAUUUGCCACAUACGGUGAAAAGUAACAACAUAUCGAGCGAAGGGAUGCAGGUACCGAGCUCGAGUAUUGUAUCAGAACCUUGGAAUCUCGUCAGCCCGGAGAUGCAGGACACUGGUGGCCCUCGCGAUCUCGAUAUAGGACAACUUGCGGACGCAAACCUGCUGGGAGAGCAAUUAUCGUAUCCCGCAUUCUUGGAAUCGAUUCAAGCGACAGCUCCGUCGAUCGAGGGCCCUAUGGAAGCAGUGAAUAAUAUCGAUGGGCUCGAUGAUUUCCUCCAGUGGCCGGCGUUCGCUGAUUUGGACAUGGAUCUGAAUAAUGCCGGGGCAUUACCCGGGGAUUAUCACUUCUUCGACUCGGUGAGCCAUCUUAACGGAGAUGGUAGGAUCAAUUAG
Molecule: messenger RNA, 2196 nt
Organism: Aspergillus versicolor CBS 583.65
Lineage: Eukaryota; Fungi; Ascomycota; Eurotiomycetes; Eurotiales; Aspergillaceae
Product: Zn(II)2Cys6 transcription factor
Exons: 5
Coding region: 1-2196 (731 amino acids)
Biological process (GO): DNA-templated transcription; regulation of DNA-templated transcription
Molecular function (GO): zinc ion binding; DNA-binding transcription factor activity, RNA polymerase II-specific; DNA binding
Source: RefSeq, a predicted model, not a curated record